UUCUUUGAGAUGUCUUUUGUGCCGUACACUCCACAGAGCGACUUCUCGAUACACAAUUUGCCGUAUGGCAUUUUCUCUUUGCAGUCAGACGGCCGGCAUCGUAUUGGUGUGGCAAUAGGCGACCAUGUUGUUGAUGUGUCUGCAAUCUCUGAGCUGUUUACUGGAGACGUGCUUUCUCGAAAUAGAAACGUGUUUGACAAGCCUGUUCUCAAUGAUUUCAUGGCUCUUGGUCGUUCAGCAUGGAGUGAAGCACGACAGACUUUGCAACGGCUUCUGUCAUCACAGGAGGGUAUCAUACGGGACAAUGCCAGUCUGCAGGCAAAGGCUCUUAUUCCUAUGGACAAAGUGAUGAUGCAUUUGCCGGCGAAUAUCGGUGAUUAUACUGACUUCUACUCAUCUAAGGAGCACGCAACUAAUGUGGGAACGAUGUUUCGUGGUCCAGAGAAUGCUCUUAUGCCAAACUGGGUUCAUUUGCCUGUUGGAUAUCACGGCCGUGCUUCAUCUGUUGUGGUUUCUGGCACAGCAAUCCAUCGACCGUGUGGACAGACACGCCCAAAAGAUGGUAGCUGUAUGAAACCACCAGUUUUUGGUCCAUGCAGACUACUGGAUUUUGAGCUCGAAAUGGCAUUUCUCGCUGGUCCUGGUAAUGAUCUUGGUCAACGCAUCUCUAUGGACAAGGCUGAAGAUCACAUCUUUGGUAUGGUGCUCAUGAAUGAUUGGAGCGCUAGAGAUAUUCAGAAGUGGGAAUAUGUGCCUCUUGGUCCGUUUCUUGGUAAGAACUUUGGAACUACGAUAUCUCCAUGGGUUGUGCCAAUGGCAGCACUGGAGCCUUUCAAAGUUGCAAGUCCUGUGCAGGAUCCUGUACCUCUGCCGUAUCUUCGCCAUUCAGAUCCAUAUUCAUUUGACAUUAAUCUGCAGACAGGAAUCAAAGUGCCUGGCAUGGAAACACCAUCAACAGUAUGCCAGUCGAACCACAAGUAUUUGUACUGGACAAUGAAGCAGCAACUUGUCCAUCAUUCAGUAACUGGUUGUAAUAUACAACCCGGAGAUCUCCUAGCAUCAGGAACCAUAAGUGGCAAAACUCCUGAUUCAUAUGGUUCAAUGCUUGAAUUGUCUUGGCGUGGCACUAAACCUCUUACACUCUCUGACGGAUCAACAAGAAAGUUUCUCGCCGAUGGAGACGAAGUUGUAAUGUCUGGUUACUGCCAAGGUGACGGCCAUCGUGUAGGAUUUGGCGAAUGCAGUGGACGUGUGUUGCCAGCUUUGUUGUCUUGAGGAGACAUUAGAACUGCUGCUGUUGCAGACAUUUGUGUGUGUGUGUGUGUGUGUGUGUGUGUGUGUGCGUGCGUGCGUGCGUGUGUGUGUGUGUGUGUGUUUGUCAAGGAUGUAUUUGCGUUGAAUUGAGUUUGCAUUAUCACUUUGUUUGUGUGCAAUCGUAUUACAAUUGGGAUGAUUGGCU
This is a messenger RNA of Corticium candelabrum, 1459 nucleotides long. Its product is annotated as fumarylacetoacetase-like. Gene Ontology annotation, biological process: L-tyrosine catabolic process; homogentisate catabolic process; L-phenylalanine catabolic process. The coding region runs from base 10 to 1275 and encodes 421 amino acids. The transcript is spliced from 14 exons. The record is from RefSeq and is a predicted model, not a curated record. Gene Ontology annotation, molecular function: fumarylacetoacetase activity. NCBI's taxonomy places the organism in Eukaryota, Metazoa, Porifera, Homoscleromorpha, Homosclerophorida, Plakinidae.